Molecule: messenger RNA, 4799 nt
Organism: Cuscuta campestris
Lineage: Eukaryota; Viridiplantae; Streptophyta; Magnoliopsida; Solanales; Convolvulaceae
Source: the annotation of a GenBank genome assembly
GAACUGUGACCGCCGUCGCGUUUCCCUCCUUGUCUUCCCGCCCGAAUUCCUCCCAAUCCAGCUCCAAUGUCGAUUCCGCAGCGCGAAUCAUGGGACUGUAUGAUCCCAGGCCCACCUUCACGCAGCAAUGGCGGAUCCGCGGACCUCUCCACCACCGGACUCCUGGCUUUCGCAUCCGGAAGCUCCGUCGUCGUCGUCGAAACUCACUCCAUGCAGCUCGUCACUGCCAUCCCGCUUCCGCCGCCUCCGUCUCCAUCCUCCGCCGCUCUCUCCCCCUUCAUCACUUCCGUCAGGUGGUCCCCUCACCCGCUGCCUCACAUUCUUCUGUCCUCCGACGCGCCCAAUCAGCAUCUCGUUCUUUCCGUCGGAGAUCGGCAGGGCCGUAUUUGCCUCCUUGAUUUGCGAUCGAGAGCUCCGCUCAUGUUCUUAGACACUUCUAGCAACUCUACUCAGAAACUGGGAAUUCAGGAUCUCUGCUGGAUCCAAACCGGGCUUGAUUCUUGGGCCAUUGCUGCUCUUUCCGGACCUUCACUUUUGAGCAUAUACAGCACAUCAUCUGGUCGUUGCUUCUUCAAAUACGAUGCUUCUCCGGAGCAAUUCUCAUGCCUUUGCCCUGAUCCGUUCGAUUCCAGGCGUUUCUGUGCUGUCGGGCUGAAAGGCUUCUUGCUCUCAAUCAAAGCAUUUGGGGAUUCUGAAAAUGAUGUUGCUAAUAAAGAACUGCAAAUCCAUACGGAUGCCUCGGAAUUGCAGAAGCUGGAGAGGGAUUCAACUGCUGCUGUUAAUGGGUCUCCGGCAUUGGCUACAUUUCCUAAUUAUAUAGUGAGCUCUGCUUUUUCGCCACACUCCAAGCAUAUACUUUUUGUUGCUUUUCCGAGAGAGCUGGUAGUGUUUGAUUUGCAGUACGAGGCUACAUUAUACUCUGCAGGGUUGCCCAGAGGUUGCGGGAAGUUCCUACAAGUAUUGCCAGAUUCAAAUAUGGAGGUUUUGUAUUGUGCUCAUCUUGAUGGGAUGAUCAGUAUUUGGCAAAGGAAAAAAGGAGAGCAGGUAUAUACAAUCAGUGCUAUGGAAGAAUUGAUGCCUUCACUUGGGUCAUAUGUACCUCCUCCCUCAGUUCUUGGUGUUGUUAUUUGCCACUCAGAUGCUAUACUACAAAAUAUCAGCAAACUCUGUUCAGAUGGACGUGAAUCUUCUGAACUGGACUUUGAUAAUCCAUUUGAUUUUUGUGAUGAAUCCCUCAUCAUUUCUAAAACACCAUUAAUUUCCAUUUCUGAUGACGGAAAAGUAUGGAAAUGGCUCCUGACUGCUGAAGGAUCCGGUAGUACUCAAAAGGCUAAACCAAAACCUGGCACUGCAGUGGAAGUUCAUAAAUCUCAAAUCCCGGAAGAAAAUCCUCAGAAAAAUAUUUUUCCUAGUGAUAUGUUAAUGAAAUCAAAUGCUGCAAUUAGCAAUAGUGGAUGUGUGUCAAAUGCUUCUAAAAACGACAAAGAGUUGUUCAAGAUUAGCCUAGUUGGACAGCUUCAUCUUCUUUCUUCACCACUGAGUAUGCUAGCUGUACCAUCACCUUCUUUGACCGGCACUUUGGCACGUGGAGGGAACUUUCCAGCUGUUGCAGUUCCUCUAGUUGCUUUGGGAACACAAAAUGGUUCAAUUGAGGUCAUUGAUGUCUAUGCCAAUGCAGUUGCUGCUAGUUUCUCUGUUCAUAAUAGCGUUAUUAGGGGAUUGCGGUGGCUUGGAAAUUCUAGAUUGGUGUCAUUUUCUUAUACACAGCGAGCAGAAAAAUCUAGUGGCUACGUUAAUAGGCUUGUUGUGACUUGUCUAAGAAGUGGACUGAAUCGAUCAUUUCGAGUUCUACAGAAGCCAGAACGAGCACCUAUAAGAGCUCUAAGAGUCUCGUCUUCUGGAAGGUACCUUCUAAUAUUGUUUCGUGAUGCACCCGUAGAAGUUUGGGCAAUGACAAAGACUCCUGUUAUGCUUAGAUCACUAGCUCUGCCAUUCACUGUAGUGGAAUGGAGUCUUCCAACAGUCCCACGUCCGUCAUCUAAAGAUCGUACAACAGCAUCUGUGGAGACAUCUUCGCCAAAGGGAUCUCCUUUGGACUCUAAAUCUGGCACUGAUGAACCACAAGAUGAAUUUUCAGAAUGUUUUUCAUUUGCAUUGGCAAAUGGAGCACUUGGAGUUUUUGAGGUUCAGGGGAGAAGGAUCCGAGACUUCAGACCAAAGUGGCCGUCUUCUUCAUUUGCUGCAUCUGAUGGAUUGGUAACAGCCAUGGCAUAUCGACUGCCUCAUGUGGUUUUGGGGGAUAGGUCAGGGAAUAUACGUUGGUGGGAUGUAAACACUGGCCAAUCUUCCUCAUUUAAUACACACAGGGAAGGAGUACGGAGAAUUAAGUUCUCACCAGUUGUUCCCGGAGAUCGUAGCCGUGGACGCAUUGCAGUUCUCUUUUAUGAUAACACAUUUUCUGUAUAUGAUUUGGAUUCACCAGAUCCAUUGGCCAAUUCACUUCUCCAACCUCAGCUCCCUGGAACUCUUGUUUUGGAACUUGAUUGGUUGCCUUUAAGAACUGAUAAGAAUGAUCCACUUAUUUUGUGCAUUGCUGGAGCUGAUAGCAGCUUUCGUCUUCUCGAAGUUAAUAUAAAUGAUAAUAAAAGAACAAAUGCCCCUGCAGCUCGACUCAUCAAUGAGAGAUACCGGCCUGUGCCUUUGUUUUCUCCUAUACUAUUACCCACUGCACAUGCUAUGGCAAUGCGGACGAUCUUGCAGUUGGGUUUGAAGCCAUCAUGGUUCAAUACAUUUGGUCCAACCAUGGUUAAAGGGCAUUAUGAUUUUAACGAAACUCCCUCGUCCACCAGUGAUCUUUGCAGUUACAUGUUGCACUCCUCGUGCAUUGGUGACUCUGUUGUUCCCGAGAUGCUUCUUAAAGUGUUGGAGCCUUAUCGGAGAGAAGGCUGCAUACUCGAUAAUGAGAUGGUGAGGCUAUAUUGUAGUAUAGUCAACAAAGGUUGUGUAGUAAGACUUGCAUUUGCCGCUGCUUUAUUUGGAGAACCAAUGGAAGCACUUUUCUGGCUGCAAUUACCUGAUGCCAUUAACCACUGGAUGAAGAAGUUGGUUAACAAGUCUCCAAUAAAAGUUUCUCAGUCAGCUACCCAAGAACUUGAUGAGGCAACUAUGCUUAAUCGGAUAUCAUCAAAAGGAAAAACAGCAUCUGAAUCACAAGAACGAAAUGAGGGUAAAAAUAAAUUGAGGUUGAUGGCUUUUGAAGAAGAAGGGUUACUGAAGUGUGCUAAGGAGCGUAUCCUUUGGCAUGAGAAACUUGAGGGUGAAGAGGCUAUUCAAAACCGUGUUCAUGAACUUGUGUCUGUUGGAAACUUAGAAGCUGCUGUUAGUUUACUGCUGUCUACUCCUCCAGAUAGCUCAUAUUUUUAUGCAAAUGCAUUGCGUGCCGUUGCUCUUUCAUCUGCGGUGUCACAGUCUCUACUUGAACUUGCUGUGAAGGUUGUUGCUGCAAAUAUGGUUAGAACAGACAAUUCAUUAUCUGGUACACACCUGCUCUGUGCAGUUGGGAGAUAUCAAGAAGCUUGUUCUCAGCUACAAGAUGCUGCAUGUUGGACAGAUGCUGCAACAUUAGCUGCCUCUCAUUUACAAGGAUCUGAUUAUGCCAGGGUUUUGCAACGGUGGGCUGAUCAUGUGCUGUCUUCUGAACAUGACAUUUGGAGGGCACUUGUCUUGUACGUGGCAGCCGGUGCAUUCCAAGAGGCAUUGGCUGCACUUCGUGAGGCCCAACAACCGGACACAGCAGCCAUGUUCAUCCUGGCUUGCCGUGAAACUCAUGCCGAACUACUCUCCGGUUUUGACAUUGACGACAAAGCCAUAGCAUCUGUCAAGGAUAAGUUGGUUAGUUUGCCCGGACUGAGCCCUGAAAGCGAUGAUGCUAUGGCAGUGGUUGAAUAUUAUGGGCAAUACCAAAGAAAACUAGUCCAUCUUUGCAUGGACUCUCCACCUUUCUUCGACUAAGCAGACCUUUGUUGUGUGUUUUUCUCUCUCUGAGAGUGAGAGAGAGAGAGAGAGAGAGUUAUUUAGAGGGGCUUUGGGGGUGUAGUGGCUUUUUGGAAAAGCCUGAGUGAAAAGUCUUGAACUGAAAAACAAACACGGGUGUUUGCGGUUUUGCUUGAAAGUUGCUUUGAAGUUUCUGCUUCGGUAAAAUACUUUUGAACUUGUUUGACCACUCGCUUCCACUUAUAGAUUAUGACUUUAGAAAUCCAAAUUAGGUUCCUGAAGUGCUUUUAAGCAAAACUAAGACUGUUUUUCCGUUUCUACUUAUAAAUAUACUAUCUUAGUUUUAGUUUUGCCGAAAAUAACUUCUCGAGCUUAAUUUUCAGUUCUAUAGUCACAAUUCAUAAGCUAAAGUAGAUUGUCAAAGGUACACUUUAAACUAUAUUUUGAUGAAUCAGAAGCUCAAAAGUUGUUUUCAAGCACAAUCUCAAAUACUCUCUUAGGGUCCGUGUGGUACACGGAAUUAGAAUUGAAUUGGAAGUAAAUAUUCUAUAAAUUUAUUUUGAUGGGAUUGAAUUCUCCAAUUCCAAUUCAUUCUUGGCACUACCAAUUCCAAAUCCACAUAUUUUUAUCUCACCAAACAACAAAAAUGGAAUUGUUGUCUCUUAUUCCAAUUUCAUAGUUUGCAUUCCGUGUGCCAAACGGAGCCGUAGCGUGUUGGCAUCCUCCUUUUGGAUGCUGCUGCUAAAAUGGGCUCAUUUUCUCUGUUAAAUCAUUAGAAUUUUCUCUUAUAAAGGUAUCCUCUUGGA